Arabidopsis arenosa is the source of this 1637-nucleotide messenger RNA. The record is from the annotation of a GenBank genome assembly. Lineage: Eukaryota; Viridiplantae; Streptophyta; Magnoliopsida; Brassicales; Brassicaceae.
UUUCAUAACCCUCUAGUCGAUAUCGUGAUCGAUCCUCUCAGGUUUGAAGUCUUUGAUUCUUGAAUGAUGGAGCCUCCACCUACGAAGGAGGCAGCUUUGGCCCCAGUAUCGGUCUUCUGGGACAUAAAGUGGUGUCCGGUUCCCGAUGACUAUGAUGCUCGUCGGGUGGGUCCGUGUAUCAAACGGAUAUUGAGGAAGUUAGGCUACACUGGUCCUAUCACCAUCACUGCCGUUGGCUUACUAUCAGAGGUCCCUCGUGACAUCCUUGAAGCGGUCUAUUCCACUGGAAUCUCUCUUAAGCAAACUUUCAAAAGCCCCACCAACAUGAUUGGUCUUUUCCUUGACUCCUUUCUUCGUAAGAGUCCACCUCCAUCUAAUAUGAUGGUCAUAUCCCGCCAACCAGCCUACAUUCCUGCAGAAUUCUCUCAUUUUCUUUACAAGCAAAGAGAGAAGGGAUACUACAUUAUUUUCCCGUUUCCUCUCGAAGAAAUGGCCUCCACUCAUGCCACCCCUCUUGCAAAGAGCCUAUGGAAAAAAUUCCUUGUGGAAGAUCCAGUGGCACUUGAGGAGGAUAAGUGCACUGAAACAGGCAUCUCUCUACUGGAGAUCAUGCACGGCUGGUUCAUCUCCGGAUUACCCCCAGAGGAGGGCCUGUAUGCGAGCAGGCGGUUGAAGACAGAGUUGAGGCUCCCCUUGAUUCUUAUCCCGAGAAUGCUACUAGCUAGGGGUGGCAACCAAAUCCCCAGUGGGUAUAUGUAUGCUUGGACGAAUUUGAGGAGGCCAGAGUUGAGGCUCCCCUUGAUUCUUAUCUGGAGAAUGCUACUACCAUGAGUUGAGCCAAGGAAGAAGAGUAACGUACCUUUGCUUGCGAUGAAGCUGCCCACAGGAAGAUUCAUGGGUUUCCUUGUAGCUGCCAUGAACUUUUCUCCUACCUUGAUGCAUCACCAUAUCAAAUCGAAGCAUCAAUGUCAAAAUGAAAAGCUUCUUCAGGGCCAAACAUCAUCUUUGUUUGAUCGUCGUGGUUUCUUGAAAUGUGUUGUUAGUGCUUCUUCGUUUAUGGCCGCAUUUGAGUUUUCUGGAUUACAAGCUCAGGCGACAGAGGAAAAGGUAGAAGAAGGACAAGGAGUUGUUGGUGCUUUCAAGACUUUGUUUGAUCCUAAUGAGAGAACAAAGUCUGGCAAAGAGUUACCAAAAGCUUACUUGAAAUCUGCAAGAGAGGUUGUCAAAACCAUGAGAGAGUCAUUGAAAGAGAACCCUAAAGACAAUGCUAAGUUUAGAAGAAGUGCUGAUGCUGCUAAAGAAUCCAUUCGUGAUUAUCUGAGCAAUUGGAGAGGACAAAAGACUGUUGCUGGAGAAGAAUCAUACGUGGAGCUGGAGAAUGUAAUCCGAGCUUUGGCGAAAUUUUACUCAAAGGCUGGUCCUUCUGCACCACUACCUGAUGAGGUUAAGACAGAGAUUUUGGAUGAUCUUAACAAGGCUGAAGAGUUUUUGUGACAUUUUUGCUGUAACAUGUUUCACUAAUGUUAUAUAUCAAAGUAUUGGAACUUGAAAGCAAUAGAAGGAAGCUUGACCAAGAAACAGAAAAGCAGUACAAGUCUUCUAGAAGAUCUGAGAGAUAAUAGAGCUCUGAUAUGCAA